Octopus sinensis (East Asian common octopus) is the source of this 1223-nucleotide messenger RNA. Its product is annotated as innexin unc-9-like. NCBI's taxonomy places the organism in Eukaryota, Metazoa, Mollusca, Cephalopoda, Octopoda, Octopodidae. The transcript has a single exon. The record is from RefSeq and is a predicted model, not a curated record.
AUGCAGUUUGUACGUUUCAUCGGAACAGCAGUGACAACCUCGAAUGCCCGGAAGGACGACGACACAGCAGACCGACUGAGCUACCGUUAUGCCUCCACAUUGCUGGUGUUGUUUGGAAUUGUGGUGAUAACUCGGAGUUAUGUGGGUGAGCCAAUCCACUGCUGGUGUCCGGCCAACUUCCCAGGUAGAGAGGAUGAGUGAGUGGCAGGACAGUACAUAUCCUACGCCAACUCGAUCUGUUGGGUGAAGGGGACUUACUACCAGUCCCUCGACAGGAGACUGCCCUCGACGGAGAUAUUGCAGAGGGACAGCACUCUGGCCUACUACCAGUGGAUUCAGUUCAUUUUCAUAUUCCUGGCACUCCCCUUCUACAUCCCCAUCAUUGUGUGGCGAGCCUAUGUGGCCAAUUCGGGCAUCAACCUCAACAAAAUCAUCGCCACCUGCAUAAAGGCUCAAAACGUGGAGAAGAUUGUCGACAAGGACAAAUUCACAACCACCGUGGCCGGGGAGAUCGACAAUUACGUCCUCCGCAGAGACCAUGUCCUAUCACGGGGAAAGACCCUGGCAGUGACGGCCAAGAUUAUGACACUGACGGGGGGGAGACGACAUGGGAAUUAUCUGUCCAUUUCCUACUGUGUGACUAAAAUACUCUUCCUGGUGAAUAUUAUCAGUCAGUUCUUCAUUCUCAACGCUUUCCUGGGCUUCCAGUUCAAUAUGUAUGGAUUCAAGAUACUCAACGAAUAUGCCCACGGAAGGGAGAUCAACGAGUCCUCCUUCUUUCCCCGUGUGACGUACUGUGACUUCACUGUGAGGGAAAUCAAUCGGCCACACACAUACACUGUCCAGUGUGUUCUCCAAGUCAAUUUAUUCCUUGAAAAGAUUUUUGUGGUGCUGUGGCUGUUGUAUUUGCUGGUGUCUGCCUACACUGUCUACUCUUGUGUCAACUGGCUAUAUUACUAUGUAUCUGUCCGACAGAGGACUCGGUAUGUGUCCAGCUACAUUCGGAAGGGCAGUCAGAAUCCUUCCCUUCUUCGUCUGUUUGUGAAUGACUAUUUGAAGGAUGACGGAUUCUUCAUUUUCAAACUAAUUUCUCACAAUGUGAACAAUAUGGUUGUCGACGAUGUCAUCAAUGCUUGCUGGGAUACCUACCGCAAGAGAGAGGAACCACUCGAUGAUAAAAUCUCCUAUCCCCCUCUUCAGUAUUAGUUAGUAUAAUUAUUCAU